AUGUCCAAUGGGACUUACCCAUCCAGCCCGGCAACGCUUCCUCUGACACCAUCUCCGUCAACGGAACAAUCGAGAACGCGAUUGAUGAAAUGGAAUACCUCCAUCUCGGCCAGAACCAAACCUUCCAAAACUACCUACGAGCCCUUGCUCAAGCCAACACCGCUCAAGACACGGAAGACCCGACGGGGUGGGACUGCGACAUCGAGGGUGUCGGAUGCCAAGCAUGGGCCCCAGAAAAAAGGUAUUACUUACCUCCGUGGAGUCGAGGGCACCCCCAAAAAUGGCCCUGGGCCAAACGAGUGUGGGCGUGUUAGCUGCGGGUAUGGGGCUGCUAUUCAUGGGUGCAAUGAGAAUGGCUUUGAGAAAGAAGUCACCUGGAAUGGUAUUGCGGAUGGGGCGGAGGAUUUGAAGGGAUUGUGUGGGACACAUAGGCGUUGGUCAACGGUGAAGGUCAGGGUUGAUUUCAAGGAUAAUUGGAAUGUGGUCGUGGUGGAUAAUGAUUGUUGAAGGGGGCCCAGGGCAAUCUUAAGCCUCGAUGCUGGACUAAGGGUUCACAAGUUGGAGUGGAAAGGUUGCUGCGCUGGAGACAUAUGGGAGUCUGUUGAUUAUAUGUCAGCCUUUUUCACCUCUCUUAUAACAGGCAUACAACAAAACCGUGAAAGUAAAAAGCUCAAGAACUCAGUAUUCCUCAUUUCAUCGCCAGGAUGGCGCAGCGACGGCCAUCAUCAAGUCUCUACCUACUACCCCUCCAGCCAAG
Molecule: messenger RNA, 757 nt
Organism: Podospora bellae-mahoneyi
Lineage: Eukaryota; Fungi; Ascomycota; Sordariomycetes; Sordariales; Podosporaceae
Exons: 2
Coding region: 1-507 (168 amino acids)
Source: RefSeq, a predicted model, not a curated record